UGCCGCCUGGAGAAAGCUGCCAAGUAUGACAAAAUCAAGAAGGUGGUGAAGCAGGCAUCCGAGGGCCCACUGAAGGGCAUCCUGGGCUACACCGGGGACCAGGUUGUCUCCUGCGACUUCAACAGUGACUCCCACUCUUCCACCUUUGACGCUGGGGCUGGCAUCGCUCUCAAUGACAACUUUGUAGAGCUCAUUUUCUGGUAUGACAAUGAAUUCGGCUACAGCAACAGGGUGGUGGACCUCAUGGCCUACAUGGCCUCCAAGGAGUAAGAGCCCAUCCUGGACCAUCCACCCCCAGCAAGGACAUGAGCAAGAGAGAGGCCCUGGCUGCUGAGCAGUCCCUGUCCAACAACCCCCGACACUAAUCUCCCUCACAGUUU
Molecule: messenger RNA, 380 nt
Organism: Phodopus roborovskii (desert hamster)
Lineage: Eukaryota; Metazoa; Chordata; Mammalia; Rodentia; Cricetidae
Product: glyceraldehyde-3-phosphate dehydrogenase-like
Exons: 1
Molecular function (GO): oxidoreductase activity, acting on the aldehyde or oxo group of donors, NAD or NADP as acceptor
Source: RefSeq, a predicted model, not a curated record